AUGACUUCGGCAAGCGCCAUAACAAGACGCACACCCUGUGCAGACGUUGCGGCCGUCGCUCUCUCCACAUCCAAAAGCACACAUGUUCAUCUUGCGGAUAUCCAUCCGCUAAGACUCGGAAAUACAACUGGGCUGAAAAGUCUUUGCGACGAAGAACCACCGGAAGUGGACGCAUGCGAUAUCUCAAAACGGUCGACCGCAAAUUCAAGAACGGGUUCCAAACCGGUACUCCCAAGGGAGCUCGAGGGCCAGAGAAGCAUUAAGGUCAUGUGUGGGUUGAAAAGACGGCUUCCAACGACAAUUCGGGCUAAGGGUUGAAUUAUUAUUUUCCUUUUCCUUGUGGAUGGCCGGGUUGAUUUCUUGUAACGGCUCAGGGGUGUUUUAACUGUUAUUUUUUUUGUUAGCGUGCUAUCAACAUUCGAAAAAAAGAGAAACAACCUAUUUGGCCCAAUGGGAAAUCGCGGGGAUAGAAAAGGAACGUGGCAUGCGCCUUGUGCAUGACUAGUUUAAUGACAUGAUGUCUGCCGUCAAUGUGUUUCUUUUAACAUCAACAAUUCUUGUUAGACUUGGAACUUUUUAAGUUGCCCCCUACAUGCUAUUCCGCAAUCGGUCCGCUUCAUUGGCCCUCUUUCCUUCUCCAACGGUUUUAUG
Messenger RNA from Histoplasma capsulatum G186AR, 651 nucleotides. Its product is annotated as 60S ribosomal protein L37. Bases 1 to 318 code for a protein of 105 amino acids. The transcript is spliced from 4 exons. NCBI's taxonomy places the organism in Eukaryota, Fungi, Ascomycota, Eurotiomycetes, Onygenales, Ajellomycetaceae. The record is from RefSeq and is a predicted model, not a curated record.